AUGGAGAGGAGCCAGAAGGAGAAGCAGCUGGCUGCGCGGCGGGCUCAGCACCACCACCACCUCCAGCAGACGGGCCAGCUCUUCUCGGGGCUCCUGUGCCUCAACGUGGUGCUGCUGGGCACGGCCGUCAUCUGCAGCAUGAUCUUCAACAGCGCCGUCACGCUGCACGAGGUGGGCAUCCUGCUGGCCAUCUGCAAGAUCAUCUCGCUCCUUUGGUUCCUCUACUACAUGGCGAGCGCCAUGCAGCGGCCCUGGGCCGUGAACUUCCAGGACACGCAUGCCGGAUCCAUCUGGGUGAGGGGCUCCCUGGUGCUGUUCGGUGGCUUCACCAUCUGCCUCAACGUCUUCCGGGUGGGCUACAGCGUCAGCCACUUGGAGUGCAAGGAGCAGCUGGAGCUCGUCUUGCCCUUCAUCGAGAUGGUCUUCAUCGGCGUCCAGACCUGGGUGCUCUGGAAACACGCUAAGGACUGUGCUCAGGUCCAGACCAACAUCACCAGGUGUGGCCUCAUGCUGAGCCUGGCCACCAACCUGCUGCUCUGGAUCCUGGCGGUCACCAACGACUCCAUGCAUCUGGAGAUCGAGGAGCACCUAUUCAGUGAGAAGUUGGCAGGCAACAUCACCAACAGCAGCCAGUGUAUGUGCCCCAGCGGAACGUUGUGCGACGUGUUCCAGAAAGGCUUCCUGAUGCUCUACCCCUUCAGGACCGAGUACUGCCUCAUCUGCUGCACGGUGCUCUUCGUCAUGUGGAAGAACGUGGGCCGCAGCCUGACCCACCACGCCUCCCUGCCCCGGCACGCCGUGCCCUUCCGCAUGCAGGGGGCCAUCUUUGGGCCGCUGCUGGGCGCGCUGGCCAUGGUGGCGGGCGUGUUCGUCUUUGUGCUCUUCCAGAUCCAGGCCAGCGGCAGUUCCAUUGCGCUCUGGUACUUCACCCUGUACUACGCCUUCUACGUGGCGAUCCUGCUGCUCAUGAGCCUGGCCUGCCUCACGGGCCUGGUCAUCCAUGAGCUGGAGGAGCGCGAGCUGGACAUGGUGGAGAACCCCACGCGCAGCCUGGAUGUGGCGCUGCUGCUCGGCAUGCCCAUCGGCCAGAUGGCCAUCGCCUACUUCUCCCUCGUGGCCAUCAUGGCCAGCCGCUCCCACGAGCAGUUCAGUGACCUGCUCCUGGCCUACUCGCUGCUGGUCGUGCUGCAGCAUGUGCUCCAGAACCUCUUCAUCAUCGGGGACCUGCACCGCCAGCCGCUGUGGGAGACGGCGCCCCGCAGCCCGGAUGCGUUAAAGCCGGAGGUGGAGCUGAACGAGGGGCACUCCCUCAUGGACUUGGGCCAGAACCUCCGGCGCCUCUCGACGGCCUACCUCCAAUCCUACAGCAACCUCAACUGGAAGCGGCGGAUGCUCAAGGAGGUGUCCUUUUUCCUCAUCCUCUGCAACAUCACGCUGUGGGUGAUGCCAGCGUUUGGCAUUCACCCCGAGUUCAAGAACGGGCUGGAGAAGGAUUUCUACGGCUAUCACGCGUGGUUCACCAUUGUCAACUUUGGGCUGCCCCUGGGCGUCUUCUACCGCAUGCAUUCUGUGGGGACGCUGGUGGAAGUCUACCUGGGGGCUUGA
This is a messenger RNA of Sorex fumeus (smoky shrew), 1605 nucleotides long. It is a transcript of the gene OTOP3, whose product is annotated as otopetrin 3. Gene Ontology annotation, cellular component: membrane. The transcript has 6 exons. Gene Ontology annotation, molecular function: proton channel activity. Bases 1 to 1605 code for a protein of 534 amino acids. The record is from RefSeq and is a predicted model, not a curated record. NCBI's taxonomy places the organism in Eukaryota, Metazoa, Chordata, Mammalia, Eulipotyphla, Soricidae. Gene Ontology annotation, biological process: proton transmembrane transport.